Photinus pyralis (common eastern firefly) is the source of this 1271-nucleotide messenger RNA. Its product is annotated as la protein homolog. NCBI's taxonomy places the organism in Eukaryota, Metazoa, Arthropoda, Insecta, Coleoptera, Lampyridae. The record is from RefSeq and is a predicted model, not a curated record. The transcript has 2 exons. Bases 113 to 1138 code for a protein of 341 amino acids. Gene Ontology annotation, molecular function: RNA binding. Gene Ontology annotation, biological process: RNA processing; positive regulation of translation. Gene Ontology annotation, cellular component: cytoplasmic stress granule; ribonucleoprotein complex; cytosol.
UACGGCUAACCUCACUUUAAUUGUAUGUUAUCUACGGUGUACACGCGGUAAUCGGCAUCCUAAAUCAAACUUUUCUGUUUUAAAUCGUUUCUUUCAUACGUUAUUCUACAAAAUGGCCACAGAAUUAGAAGAAAAAAUAAUUAAACAAAUCGAAUAUUACUUCGGCGACUAUAAUUUACCAAAAGACAAAUUUCUGCAAGAGCAAAUUGCAAAGGAUGAAGGUUGGGUAGAACUGUCCGUGUUAUUAACGUUUGUAAGGCUAGCGAAGCUGUCUAACGAUCCCGAAGUAAUCGUAGCAGCUCUUAAGAAGUCCGAAAGCAACUUGGUCGUAGUGAGUGAGGACGGGAAAAAGGUACGCAGAAAUCCAGAAAAAGCAGCACCGGAAUUUACUGAAGAACGUAAAAAGGAAAUUACCGCGCGAUCUGCGUAUGCGAAGGGGUUUCCACCGGACGAACCGCUUGAUGAUAUCAUAAAAUACUUGAGUGACAAUCACGGAUCUAUUGAGUCGUGUACAAAACGUGGGUAUGUGGAUAGGGCGACUAACGAACGCAAACAUAAAAAUUCCUGCUUCGUUGUGUUUACCAAUUUAGAAGACUGCAAAAAAUUUGUUGAAGCCGAGGAGGUGAAGUAUAAAGACGUCGAACUGAUUCGAAAAUAUCAAUCCGCAUACAUUGACGAAAAAAAGGAGGAGUACGCACAACGCAAAAAUGUGAAGAAGGGUAAACAAAAAGAGGAGGAAAUAAAGGUUCUUUUCCCGAAAGGUACCGUGUUCCAUUUCACCGUAGAAGCUGAAGACUGCGUGCUGACACGUGAGGAAAUCAAGUUAAAGGUAACCGAAAGUAGUGGAAAUGCACCCGCGUACAUAGAUUAUAAUAAAGGAGAGAAGGAGGGACAUGUGCGUAUGGAAAAAGAAAAUGGAGCCGUGGAAUUUUGUGGAAAACUUAAAGAUAAUACGAUGGAAAUUGCUGAGGUGAAGCUUAAAAUUAAACUGUUAGAGGGCGAGGACGAAGAUAAUUACAUAAAAAAAGCCGCCGAAUUUAUGCAAAAAAGAAAACAAACUGGGAAAAGAGGCAGGAGAAAUAAUAAAUGGAGCGGCAAUCGCGAUGAAGGACCCAAGAAUAAGAAAACCAAACUUUAGCCAAUAAGAUUUUAAAGAUGUUGGGUUUUCAUAUGUCUCAGUAAUCGUUAUUACAGCUUACAAUGAAGUUUUCGUAUUAUAACUUAAGUAUGUUAAAAGUGUAACAAUUGUAAAUAUAUCAAGCUUGAGUUCA